Penicillium soppii is the source of this 291-nucleotide messenger RNA. RefSeq lists its product as uncharacterized. The record is from RefSeq and is a predicted model, not a curated record. The coding region runs from base 1 to 291 and encodes 96 amino acids. NCBI's taxonomy places the organism in Eukaryota, Fungi, Ascomycota, Eurotiomycetes, Eurotiales, Aspergillaceae. The transcript has a single exon.
AUGUUGUCCAGAUGUCCUAAUAUUUACGAUGAGGAUCCACUUAGCUGUAUCCACUACUUCAUUGAAUGGCGGGUCACCGUCAACAACAAGGCCGUGGUGAAGGAUAAAGAAGAAGACCUAGCCUUGGAUCUAAGUGCCUACUGGCAGCGGUUUUUGGAGAAGAAGAUACUGAAUGUCCUUGGACAGAAAAUCUCCCGCGGUAAAAGGGUCAGGUCUGUUUUGGUUGUGUCAGUCAACGACCGUUCUCGGCGUGAUCUGACCAAGCAUUUCAACAAGACGGACAUUUUUUGA